Molecule: messenger RNA, 786 nt
Organism: Prunus persica (peach)
Lineage: Eukaryota; Viridiplantae; Streptophyta; Magnoliopsida; Rosales; Rosaceae
Exons: 1
Coding region: 1-786 (261 amino acids)
Molecular function (GO): nucleic acid binding; RNA-DNA hybrid ribonuclease activity
Source: RefSeq, a predicted model, not a curated record
AUGCAAGCAUUCACGGUUCAUUUAAUUGCACGAGUUGACCCGGUGAUGUAUGUUAUGUCAAAACCAGUCUUGACGACGCGUUUGGCCAAAUGGGCGUUACUUCUCAAUCAGUAUGAAAUCAUCUAUACUCCAGCAAAGGCGGUUAAGGGGCAAGCUGUUGCAGACUUCCUAGCCAAUCAUCCAGCAGACUGGGAAAUUUUAAAUGACUUACCCAACGAACAAGUCUUCUUCACUGACCUUUCUCUUGGUUGGAUGAUAUUCUUUGAUGGAUCGGCUCGUAAAGAUGGGGCGGGGGUUGGAGUAGUCUUCGUAUCACGCGAGAGACACGUAUUGCCCUAUUUAUUCUCCUUAAGUGAACUUUGCUCGAACAACGUUGCAGAAUACCAAGCUUUGAUCAUGGGAUUACAAAUGGCCGUGGAGAUGAAGAUAUCGAGCUUAGAAGUAUAUGGUGACUCCAUGUUAGUGAUCAACCAACUGUUGACCCACUACGAUGUUAGGAAGGAUGAUCUAAUUCCAUACCACCAAUUGGCCACGCAAUUACUGGAAAGGUUUGACUUCGUGACGCUGGAGCAUGUGCCAAGAAAAGAUAACCAAAUGGCAGAUGCCUUAGCUACAUUGGCAUUGACAAAAGAUGAAGCAAUAAAUCUUCCAGUUUUUCAACGUUGGGUCGUUCCAUUAACACUUGGGCAUCACAAGAAGGAGCCAACGUUAUCUUGGUGUUGUCCAUUGACGUUGACAACUGGAGACAACCUUUAUUUGAUUAUCUUGAGCAUGGAAAACUGCUAG